UCGGAAGACAGCUGGAAAAGCGUCUUCUUCGUUGGUAGUGAAAGAUGUAGUAAUGUGGUAAACAGACCAGGACAUCGAGGAAUUGCCAUACAAACUAAAGAAACAAAAACACAUGUCUGGUUGAUGUUGCAGCUGUAUGCAUUUCAGUCAACGAGAGCAGGGCGUUUCUGCGUGGGAGUCCCUCGGCUAUUCUCUGGAUCCUGUUUCUAGUUUUUAUUUGGUCAUGUCCGCCCCUCUCACACACAUGAGUGCUGUUUUCUCCUUGAGCUGGGCCGAGCGCUAUGCCUGACCGGGACAGCUCCUACCUGUCAGGUGGUGGUGGGAGUCUGGGUGAGGAAGGAGGACCUGGGUCUGGUUUGGCAGGGGGCACACCGGAGGGCAGAGGUGGUUCAGGAGGAAGUCUCGGAAGCAACGUCUCUGGCAUGGGCGGAGGAGGGGCACUCGGAAAUGGCAACAGCUGUGGGAACAGCGGAGGUGGGGGUCAAGGUGCAGGAUUGGCAGUGGGCGGUGUCUGCAGGGACUUCAUACGCAAUGUCUGCAAGAGAGGAAAGCGCUGCCGCUUUAGACACCCAGACUUUAAUGAGGUGCCAGACUUGGGGGUGCAAAAGAAUGAAUUUAUCUUCUGUCAUGACCACCAGAACAAGGAGUGUAUGCGCUCUAACUGCCGCUUUGUCCAUGGAUCUAAAGAGGAUGAGGACUAUUACAAGAAAUCUGGAGAGCUACCCCUCAGACUAAGAGGAAAAGUUGCAGCACGACUGGGCCUGUCCCCAAUGGAUCUUCCCCACAGUCGUGGGGAAGUCCCUAUCUGCAGAGACUUCCUGAAGGGGGAGUGCCAGAGGGGCAAUAAGUGUAAAUUUCGCCAUGUCGAAAAAGACUAUGAAUAUGAGCCUUCCAGGGUUGGAGUGGGAGGUGUUAUAGGGCCAGGGACCAGUGGAAUGGUGAAUGCUGGGGGAGGGAUAGGUGGUGGAGGAGCAGGUGCCUGUGGAGGAAUGCAAGGACUUGUGGGAGGUGGAGGUGGAAGUAAUAUGAUGGGGAUGGGGAUGGGUUGCCCCAGCCUGGCUGGUUGCAGAGAUCCAGGUAUCACAGGAGUUGGGGGGGUAGGUGGAGGUGGAAUGAGCACGUGUCUGUCCAUAAGUUCUGCGGGGCCACGGCGUUUUGACAGGAGCUCAUGCUCAGUGUAUGACCCUGUGCUUGAAAGUGGGCUGUUUGAUGCAAGCUCCCUAGAGGCCUCCAUGGACCACAAUGCUCUACAGUUGAAGAGGCGGCGGUUGGAGGGGCUGCGCAUGGCUGAUGUGAGUGGAGGUGCGCACUUUGAGCUGGGAGUUCAAUCUACCUUGCCGCCACGCCCUCUGGAGUACAUGUUCCUGGAGGAGGAGAACUCCCUGCUGAGGAAGAGAGUUGAGGAGUUGAAAAAGCAGGUUUCAAAUCUCGUUGCCACAAAUGAGGUUCUUCUGGACCAGAAUGCCCAGUUCCGAAGCCAGGCCAAAGUGAUGACUCUGGCUUCCACUUCUGCAUCCAUUGAGCAGAGUCUGGUGCCCCCUCUAGGUGCAAUUGGUUCCUACAAUCAUAGCAUUGCUCAAACUCACACCACCCUGAGCAGUGCUGGACUGCAGCCACGGCUUGUCACCCAGCAAGACCUGGUAGCAUCUACCGGCGCCCCUUCAGUGCCGCAGAGUAGCGCUGCACAGCCCACAGCCCCUCUGCCUCACCUCAACCCUGAGAUCACCCCCCUCUCCGCCGCCCUUGCACAGACUAUUGCCCAAGGGAUGGUGGCACCGGUUUCUAUGGCACCAGUGGCUGUAUCUGUGGCACCAGUGGCCGUGGCCAUGACGCAGCCUAUGUCCGGCAUCACCAUGAGUCAUGCUACCACCCCGAUGGUGGCGUACCCCAUUGUGAGUCAAAGCAUGAGAAUCACCACUCUGCCUCAUUAACUGAUUAAGGGCAGGACUGUAGUACCCAUGAUUCAAACUGUAGCUUCCUGAACUGUGAUUUUUAACAUAGAUGGCCUUCUUUUAUGUGUAGUGUACACUUACCUGAUGACAGAAAAAUGAUAACCGAGCUGUAUUAGACUCUUGUACUUCUCCACCAGGGGGCAGGAUAAAGACUCCCCUCAGUCUUUUUUUGUGGCAACAUUACAGAUACAUUUUUCCUACAGACAAACUGACCUGUGAACAGUUUGGUACGAAAGGAAUCUAUUCAUACACGCAUGAUAAAUGUCAACAAACUGAACAUAUGUGAGAUCAUCCAUAUUUUUUUGAACCAUUUCUGCAACACUGCUUUGCUGUCCUUGUGGGGACAUGGCCAUUUUGGGAGCAGUUUGUUUUGACAUUGUUGUGGAUGCUCUGGUGUAAAUUAACUCUGAUACUUUGCACAUUUAAAAAAAAAACAAAAAAACAAUAACAGCCACUCGACAAUGAA
Molecule: messenger RNA, 2418 nt
Organism: Cyclopterus lumpus (lumpfish)
Lineage: Eukaryota; Metazoa; Chordata; Actinopteri; Perciformes; Cyclopteridae
Gene: zc3h10
Product: zinc finger CCCH-type containing 10
Exons: 3
Coding region: 282-1931 (549 amino acids)
Molecular function (GO): metal ion binding
Source: RefSeq, a predicted model, not a curated record